GCCGUAGGGAGGGUUGUGUGCUGGGGGGCGGGAUGCGUUGAGCGCAAACGAGUUGCAGGGGAGAGGGUGGAGAUCAUCAGCCCUGUGCGCGAACGAGACAUCGGCAUCGGGGAAGAUGAGUUCGGCAGCGAAUGCAGCGAAGCGGGCGCUGCAGCAAGAGCGCACUCGAUUGCUGUACAGACGCUCUCUGAAGCAGAUUCUGAGUUGGGCCGUCCACCGGGAAAUUUUCUACGUCGAGGCUAGCAAGACGAGGGCAGCGUUUGAAGCCAACAGAAAUGUGGAGGAUAUAUCGAGGAUCGACCGUUUGAUUGGUGAAGGAGAGGCUAAACUCGAGAAGAUGCGGCAUCCAGAUCCUUACACUGUCCCCUGGGCCCCAGGAGGUUCCAAGUAUGCCCGCAGUCCACCUGUUCCCGAAGAGAUUGGUCUUGUAUACGAUUUCGGCAGACAGGAAGAGUGGGACAAGUAGAGAAAUAGCUAUGAGGCUCUAAUUGCGGCGAUAAUGCAACCGACUCAUAUGAUCUUAACUUACUUUGGAUUGAGGUCCACGCAUUGCUAUACUUGAGAGCACGAUCCAAGUUUGUGUAAACAGAGCUCCAAUAAACCUCACUCUGCACCAGCUAACUGGUCGGGGUUAUGAGAUUUGGCAUCUUGCAAUCAAUAUGCCAUAACGUACAUGAGGGAUUUCGCUCAAGCAGGAAUGAAAGUUUUGUGACAAUAUGCUUUGCAGUUUACCAUGACCCGUAGAUAGUACGAGGUCGACUGUGUGAUAUUAUGAAAUUUAUUGCAUGUGACGUAGCUGCUGGACUGCACUUUGGCUAGCCAUAUGGCCUUUGGGUGUUAUGAAACCUGUGCUUGUGCAUCACAUAAAGAAUAAAUGCAUUUUAAUUUUU
Messenger RNA from Marchantia polymorpha subsp. ruderalis, 890 nucleotides. The record is from the annotation of a GenBank genome assembly. Lineage: Eukaryota; Viridiplantae; Streptophyta; Marchantiopsida; Marchantiales; Marchantiaceae.